AGCUGGCUGGCCUGGGGAGAGAUUUCUUCAAAUGUCUUCAACCAGUGUUGAUCAUCUCUCUGAAGUAGAAUCUCCAUGGCCUGAAUGUUUUUUGAAAAUAAUUUUGAGCAAAAUAUCUGUUUAAUAACAAGAGAACCACAUCAAGAUGGUUGGAAAACUGAAGCAGAACUUACUAUUGGCAUGUCUGGUGAUUAGUUCUGUGACUGUGUUUUACUUGGGCCAGCAUGCCAUGGAAUGCCAUCACCGAAUAGAGGAACGUAGCCAGCCAGUCAAAUUGGAGAACACAAAGACCACUGUGCGCACUGGCCUGGACAUCAAAGCCAACAAAACCUUUGCCUAUCACAAGGAUAUGCCUUUAAUAUUUAUUGGAGGUGUGCCUAGGAGUGGAACCACACUCAUGAGGGCCAUGUUAGAUGCACACCCUGACAUUCGCUGUGGAGAGGAAACCAGGGUGAUUCCCCGAAUCCUGGCCCUGAAGCAGAUGUGGUCACGGUCAAGUAAAGAGAAGAUCCGCUUGGAUGAGGCUGGUGUCACUGAUGAAGUGCUGGAUUCUGCCAUGCAAGCCUUCUUACUAGAAAUCAUCGUUAAGCAUGGGGAGCCAGCCCCUUAUUUAUGUAAUAAAGAUCCUUUUGCCCUGAAAUCCUUAACUUACCUUGCUAGGUUAUUCCCCAAUGCCAAAUUUCUCCUGAUGGUCCGAGAUGGCCGGGCAUCAGUACAUUCAAUGAUUUCUCGAAAAGUUACUAUAGCUGGGUUUGACCUGAACAGCUACAGGGACUGUUUGACCAAGUGGAAUCGUGCCAUAGAGACCAUGUACAACCAGUGUGUGGAGGUUGGUUAUAAAAAAUGCAUGUUGGUUCACUAUGAACAACUCGUCUUACAUCCCGAGCGGUGGAUGAGAACUCUCUUAAAGUUCCUCCACAUUCCAUGGAACCACUCAGUAUUGCACCAUGAAGAGAUGAUUGGGAAAGCUGGGGGAGUGUCUCUGUCAAAAGUGGAGAGAUCUACAGACCAAGUCAUCAAGCCAGUCAAUGUGGGAGCACUGUCAAAAUGGGUUGGGAAGAUACCACCAGAUGUUCUACAAGACAUGGCCGUGAUUGCACCCAUGCUUUCCAAACUUGGCUAUGACCCAUAUGCCAAUCCACCUAACUAUGGAAAACCUGAUCCCAAAAUCCUUGAAAAUACUAGAAGGGAGAGACUGCUGGCUUUUCAACUGAAGGGAGCUGUCUAGGACCAGCUUCCCCCUGCCGAGACCAGCGGAGUGUGUGCACCCGGAGAAGGGCAGCGGCCCCAAGGAUCUGCUUCUCGAGUAAAGUGCGCUGGGUACCAGUGACAUGCACGGCGAUAUCUCCGGAGGAAGAGCCCGAGGGCGCCUGUGCUUUCUGUUAAAACUGCUCUUGUCCUCAUGUUCUUUUUACCGGAUUCCAAACUUUGUUUUUGAGGGAGGGUUUAAAAAUGGGAGUCUGUAAGCAAAAUUGGGCAAUUUGAUUUUGGAAUAGGUUGUCUGUACAUGUUCUAAUGUUUUGUAGAACACUUGUGCCUGUUUAAAUGGGUUGAUGUGGAUAAUAUUGAAUAUCUUAAUUAUUUAAAUAAUUCAUUGUUUCUGAGAAGUUGAGAAAUUACCGUAUACAUUUACAACUUAAAACCUUUUGUAUUUUAUUUUUCAAAAUAAAAGCUUUAAAUGUGAA
This is a messenger RNA of Galeopterus variegatus (Sunda flying lemur), 1685 nucleotides long. RefSeq names its product tyrosylprotein sulfotransferase 1 (gene TPST1). Gene Ontology annotation, biological process: peptidyl-tyrosine sulfation. NCBI's taxonomy places the organism in Eukaryota, Metazoa, Chordata, Mammalia, Dermoptera, Cynocephalidae. The transcript is spliced from 4 exons. The coding region runs from base 146 to 1228 and encodes 360 amino acids. Gene Ontology annotation, cellular component: Golgi apparatus. Gene Ontology annotation, molecular function: protein-tyrosine sulfotransferase activity. The record is from RefSeq and is a predicted model, not a curated record.